AUGAUUCGAAUCUAGCAAUUACACACUUAAAUUUCAGAAACUGCUGCUCCUAAAUUACAAUCAAUUGAUUAAGUAUAUUUGAUUAUUAAAAUCUAGAAAACUUAGCAUAAAUUAGAUUGGUUUAAAAAUAAUGGAUGGGGAUAUAAAGAUACCAAAUUUAUUUUAGAACAAGAUGGAGCAGUUCGAUUAACAGGCAACAAAUACAGGUUUUCUAAUUAAAAAAUGAUGAAAUUUAAGGAGUGGGCAGAAGCUAAAGUAGGCAUAGAUUUAAGUUUAAAUUGUGAAGCAUAAAUUGAAAUUCCUUCAGAUCCUCCAAUAAUUAAUGAAUAAUUUAUGAAUGCCAUUUAAGGUUAAUUUAAUGAAGUUUCAUUUGAUAAUGCAUAGAGAAUAUUACAUUCUCAUGGACAUACAAUGCAAGAAGUCUAAAAAUUUAUACAUACUUUAGAUUUAUGAAUUAAGACACGGUAAAUUAGCUAGAAUUGUAGAUUGUGUAAUCUAUAUCACUUAACAUGCAUAAGCAGAAUUACUUGUUAAAUUAGCUACUGAAUAUAAUGUAAUGUUAUGUGUCUAUGGUGGUGGUACUAAUGUUACAUGGGCUCUCUAAUGUCCAAAAGAAGAAAGGAGAAUGAUUGUAUCUGUUGAUAUGUCAAGAAUGAAUCAUAUUAAAUUGGUAGAUAGAAAGAAUAUGACUGCUUUGGUUGAAACUGGAAUUACAGGUAAAGAUUUAGAAAAAGAAUUAUCUCGCUACGGAGUUGUUUGUGGACAUGAACCUGAUUCUGUUGAAUUCUCAACACUUGGUGGAUGGAUUAGUACUAGAGCAUCUGGUAUGAAAAAAAAUAGAUAUGGAAAUAUUGAAGAUAUAGUUCGUUCUGUUAAAGUAGUAACUCCAACUGGAACUUUAUCAUAAAGUUUAGAUUAUCCUAGAGUUAGUAGUGGACCUGAUCUAAAUCAAAUUAUUUUGGGUUCUGAAGGUACUUUAGGAAUUAUAACUGAAGCAGUUAUCAAGAUUAAAGCUUAACCAGAAGUAAUUUUAUUUCUAUUUUACUUAAGGUUUGUAAGUAUGAAUCUAUCUUAUUUCAUAAUUUUGCUUUGGGAACUGAAUUCAUGUAUAGAUUAUCUCGAAGUAAAGUUUGGCCAGCAUCUGUUAGAUUAGUUGACAAUAAUCAAUUCUAAUUUGGUAUGGCUUUAAAAACUAUGCCUCAUAAUAAGAGAGAAGAAUUUAUGGAUAAAAUAAAAAAAUAUUUUAUCACUUAAUUUAUGUAAUUUGAUCCUGAUUAAAUGUGUUUGGUUACAGUUGUUUUUGAAGGAACAAAAUAAGAAAUAGAAUUCUAAGAGAAGAAGGUGUUUGAAUUAGCCAAAUUUUAUAAAGGUUUUAGAGCAGGAUCAGAAAAUGGAGAACGAGGAUAUUUUUUAACAUAUAUGAUUGCAUAUUUAAGAGAUUUUGCUAUGUAAUUUUAAUUUAUAGCAGAAUCUUUUGAGACUGCUGUUGGAUGGAAAAAUGUACCAGCUGUUUGUGAAAAUGUAAAAGGAUAUUUGAUAAUUUUUAUUAGAUUUAAAGAAGGAUUGUGGAAGAAUGUUAAAAAAGAGGUGUUGAAAAAGAACCUUUUGUUUCUUUUAGAAUUUCUUAAGUUUAUGAUUCUGGAGCUACAAUUUAUGUUUAUUUUGGUUUUGGGUAUAAGGGAAUUGCAGAUCCAGUUAAAUGUUAUUCUGAAAUUGAGGAUGCUGCUAGAGAAGAAAUAAUGAAAAAUGGAGGAUCGAUAUCUCAUCAUCAUGGUAUAAAUUAUAAAUAAUUAUUUAAAAUAGGAGUGGGUAAAUUGAGAAAAUAAUUUAUGUAAAAACAAGUUGGGGAAACUGGAGUUGAGAUAUUAAAAAGACUUAAGUAACAAAUUGAUCCAAAAAAUAUAUUUGGAAAUUAGAAUUUAAUUUGAUUAUGAUAUAUGAAUGGGUUAUGAGCAU
Messenger RNA from Paramecium sonneborni, 1956 nucleotides. Lineage: Eukaryota; Ciliophora; Oligohymenophorea; Peniculida; Parameciidae. The record is from the annotation of a GenBank genome assembly.